CCUUGGCUACUUAGGCGGAUGCGAUCCGUCGCCUGCUCCUCGUUAUGCAACUUUUAGCUCGACAACGGCUAUGAUAUCUUGUCUGCCUUGUGGUUGAGCAGCGACUACCCUCAGACGACGCGAUUCGCAAAGCAAGCGAAAGGUCGUUAAGAAUAAACCGAACACGUCACGGUCGAUACAUUACACCUUGGGUAUACUUCUGUACGCAUCCAUGCGUCUUUUGUACACCAUCUGAGCAAAAUUCAACACCUUUCUUGGAUUGAAGAAUCCCUGGUAGACGCUAGCCGACGUGCCUUCAAAUCAAUACGAGGCAUAUCACAGUUUUACAACGGGCUUUCCAAGCUAAAACGACCGCCCGGCAAGCUAUGGACAAUCAACACGCCCCUAAGCUGGGGCUAAAUCAGCUCUGUGACCAGGUUGCGAGCCUUUGCUUCGAGACAUCAUCCACCAAGCAAACCAUGGACGAUCAACACCCUCCUAAGCUAGGGCUGAAUCAGCUCUGCGAGACCUGUGUCGACAACAUCUUCCCAAAGGAUAGGGAAUGGCAAUGGCUCAAAGAGGGCUUCGACGACAAACCCGAAGAAGAAAAGCUUAUUGGGCCCUUCACCUUGAAGCGUCUUCUUGAAGCUGUGAAGACUGGUUGUCACUUCUGUACCAUAGUGUCGGAGAGUAUCCGCCAGAUGGAGGACCUACUUCGCCCUAGAGGCUAUGGGGAUCUUUGGGGUACUCAAGAGCGUUACUUCUUGUUGCCCCACUGCGAUUCAAGAAGUUAUGCAUGGUUCGAGAUUGAUUUUAAGUUGGGAAUGAAAGUCCAGUAUCAAAACUUCAGCAUCGAUGUUUCUCCCGCCACUGUCCUGAAUCAGGAUGACUCUUACCAGUAUAGCCACUUUCGAUAUGGGAAGAUGGUGCAGAACCAGUCGUAUACCAACCUCAGCGAGCAAACUUUCGACCAGGUCAGACAAUGGUUACAGACAUGUCAACAAACGCACACGAUGUGUAACACUCGGUCCGGGUCUGAGCCGCAGUUGGGACGACCGCCCGUACGGUUCAUCGACUUGGGAGUCGAUGCAACUCAUCCGGUCAGACUGGUUGACCGUCAGUUGACAGGAGACGACAAACCGGUAUAUAUCACUCUCAGCUAUCGUUGGACAGCAGAGAUAGAGAUGUCUCAGACGACGCAAGCUAACAAACAUAUCCAUUACGACGCAAUUCCUGUUAGCCGGUGGCCACAAGUUUACAAGGAUACUGCAUCAAUAGCACGCCGUCUUGGUGUACGAUACAUUUGGAUAGAUGCCUUGUGUAUCAUACAGGGUGAUCACAAGGAUUGGUCUGAGCAAUCUCAGAUGAUGGACAUGGUAUACACAAACGGGUUUCUCAAUCUUGCAGCCAUCUUGGGUGAAGAAUCUCCCGGCCUUGAGUGCUAUCGGAACCCUUUGAGCAUCAUGCCAUGUGUCGUGACUCGGGUUUCUAGCAAAGGCAAUGGGGCUGGCGAGACCAGUCACUGGAUGCUUAAGAUGGAUGAUAGCUUCGAGUAUUCUGUUCCCUAUGCCCCUCUUUACAAAAGAGGGUGGACAUUGCAAGAACGAGCCUUAUCAACAAGGACGCUACAUUGCGGCAAGCAGCUCUAUUGGGAGUGUAUGGCAUCCACAGCUCCGGAGUCAUUCCCUUCGCUUCACUUCCAGGAUCGAAAAAUGUUAAUUUCGACGUGGGGAAACCCUGUCCAAUGCUUGAAAAGCGUUCUGUCUGACGACGGUUUUUUUCGGACUUUCGGCUCUGAAAAAGACCCCCGUCCCCAACCCCCAAUUCAUUCUAGACAUCUGCGUCGGCACCGGCAACCAGGCCUUGAUAGUCAUAAGACUGUCGUUAACAUUUGGAACGACGUUGUUGAGGCAUUCUCAGCCAUGUCACUGACUAAGCCGAGCGACAAGUUGGUUGCGCUCCGAGGUAUCGUUAACAGACUGCAAGGUCAACUUGAAGAUGCGGAAGUAGUCAGCCAAUAUGCAUCAGGCCUAUGGAAGAUUGGGAUUUUCUUUGAACAGCAACUAUGUUGGUGGAUGUCAGAGCGUUACGCUCCCCCAAGGCCUGAGCUGGAUCAUGAUCUGGCUAAGCAUUUUCCGUCCUGGUCAUGGGCUGCGUGUGGCAACAGACUCUCCUUCCCCACCAUCAUGGAAUCUCGGGAAACACGAAGGCUAGCCAAGCUUGAGUCGUUACAUGGGACAGACGAUAACACCACAGAUCCACUGGGGCCAGCCAGGAUUGUUCUCCGUGGCGCACUUAUACCUUUCAUCAACGCUGAAAAGAUCCUCACCGAUGGAUUAAGGCAGCCUGUCGUCUCAUGGACGGAGGAGAAUCCUCUCAAGGAGUCGAGCAUGUGGAUAAGAUUCGAAGCAAUGUAUCCGGAUAAGCCAAUUGACGCAGAAGCAAAAAAGAAGAAACUCAAAUUGCUCCCGUUGUAUUACGAUUACUAUCACGGAGUGUGUACAAUGGAGGGUCAUGUUUAUGGUCUUCUCCUGGACUGCGUUGGGACUCAUGAUGGGCGAUCACUUUAUCGUCGAUUCGGCAUGUUCAUGUCGGACAGAACGACAGCGCGCGAAUUCGAUGGCCUGGAAGACCUUUUCUCGUUGGAUAAAGCGAUAAAAUCGGGCAAGCUGUUCGGCCCGAGGGAGGUGACUCUUGCGGAUCUGGAUAAAGUUAUUGAAGUAGACGGUUCCGACGAACUCAAUUAUGAAAACCGUUGGAUAGACUGGAUUUUCGACAUAGCAGAGGAAGAAGAGGCGGUAGACGGGAUCCCAAAAGAGCUUUACGAGAAACUCCUGAAAGAGCCCCAGAUUUGCCUGAUAUAAGCCAGGUCAACAUGUCAGCUCUUCUCUUUUAGCAUAUAUGUUAUACGCAUCUGAUUUCUUUUUACGUUCAACGGAUAUCUCUUUCUUCUUUCUCCUUC
This is a messenger RNA of Neurospora tetraspora, 2941 nucleotides long. Its product is annotated as heterokaryon incompatibility protein-domain-containing protein. The transcript is spliced from 2 exons. Lineage: Eukaryota; Fungi; Ascomycota; Sordariomycetes; Sordariales; Sordariaceae. The record is from RefSeq and is a predicted model, not a curated record. Bases 366 to 2843 code for a protein of 825 amino acids.